GGCGGCGGCGGGAGCGCGAACGAUUCCAUGCGCUUUGGUGGUGCGCGCGGAGGCGACGCGGCUAUUGGCGGCUCGUGCGCUCGGUAGGGGGAAGGGAGCGCGCGCCGCCCGGCCGCGUCUUGUCGCUGGCGGUGCUGCUCGGCGUCUGCAUGGGCAAGAGGAGAGCCAUGGAGCGGGAAGGAGGCCCGGUAAGUCGGUCGUGGUGGUUGCUUUGCUCGGUUAGCGACGAGGCGGCAGUGAUCUCCCAAGUUCCUUGCUCUGGUGCCAUAAUAACAUCCCACCUGCCUGCCUUCCGCUUAUGGGGAGGGGCGGGGAAGGGGUGUUCCACGUGAAAAUGGAAUACAGUAUAUUUCCCUCAUAGACGGUGCGUGCCCCCUUCCCCCUAAAAGGAGCUCGCCCCACAACCCGUGCCUCUCUUUCUCCCACCGCCCUUCUUGCUGGACCCCUGUGUGCAAGGAAAGGCACUUUUCUUUAGUCCUAAACUGUAUCAAAUAAGCUUCCUUGAAAGUUAACUCGCUUGUCUUUUUCUCUCUUUUACUUUCAAAGACAAUUGCUCCUAGUCUAGAUAGAUAGAUGGAUAGAUAUGGAUAUUGGAAGCAAUUCAUUGAAUACUUGUUACUUCCUCAAUCAAAAGGUGGUUUUUGUAAUGCUAUGUCUAUUUUUUUUACAAAUCAGAUUAUAUAUACUGUAGUGUAUUUUAUAAGUCGAUACACAAGUGUAUUUUAGUUAUAGAGGUUCUUUUUUCUAGGCGUUUUAUAUUUUCUUUAUUGGUUAUAAUUAUAAAUAAUAAUAAAUAUAGGUUUUCCUUUAGGGAAAAUAUUUUUUUUGAUGGGAGCCUUAAUGUUACUUAAAUGUUAUUUCUCUUUUUAGAAAACCAGCAUGUGGGACAAAGCUCACCACCUGCCCCAAAAUGCAUUUUACUCCUUCUGUGCUCUCCUCAGUAUGCCUUGUUUCUAGUAUCAAUGCUAUAUUUACUUUGUAUUGCUGCCCUUGACAAAAAAUAGAAAUAGACUGAAAUUUCUGAGUGUUGAAAGUGUUGGUUCCCCCCCCCCCAUUUUAUCCGUGUGACUGAUGCUCCCAACUAUGUUAUUAUGUGAAUUAUCCUGCACACAUGUAAGUUUCCUUUAAGUAUUGAAAGAUGUAUGUGAGACAGCGCUAGACCUGUUGAAAGCAUAUUGGCUAAUUACCUCCUGGCUUUGCUCUGUGUGCAAUUCGCUGCUUCUUGCUUAUCAAACAGCUUAUUAAAUUUGUAGCUGGCUGCUAUUAAAACUAAAUGACAGGUUGCAUAGUGAACAGUUAAGUAUCAAUAGAAUAAGAGUAACAUCCAGCUGUUGUUUACAGGUAGGUAGCCGGGUUGGUCUGCCGUAGUUGAAACAAAAUUAAAAAAUUCCUUCCAGUAGCACCUUAGAGACCAACUAAGUUUGUUAUUGGUAUGAGCUUUCAUGUGCAUGGAUCCAGCUACUGGUAUUUGUUUGAGCACCAUCAGUAUAGUUCAGGAGCCGCCAGUUUUGUGCCCGUGGCUGGACCGGGAUAGGUCUUCCCCACAUGGCCCCAUCCUUCCACUGAAAUUAGACUGUAGUCAGUAGAAUUAGUUUUGGUGUAUGCUUUGUUGCAUGCUAUCCAUUGACAGUUUCUCCAGAUUGGGCCCAAAGGUUGGUGAGUUCACCAGUCUGCGAUCCUGUGCAAAUUUAGAAGGGUUGUAUUUGCUAAUGCAACAUCGAUUGGAAGAUGCUAAUUGGUUAGGAGUGUAUAACUGGUUAUUCUUGGGAUUAAAGGAAUGCUUUGUGGAAGAGGGUGGAGCUCAGACAGGAAAUGGAAUUUGAUAUUUAUGAUGUGGUGGUUCCAGCUGUAGGGUGCAUUAUGGCUGGAUGAGUAGUCAUAGGCAAAGAACUUCGUGAACUCAGUAGUGAUUUGGUGGCUUGCUGGGUAAAUGGACUUAAUCAAUACAGCAUAUUGCUUGAUCCCUCACAACAAAUAUGCAAAAAAUAAUACAUGUCCUUCCUGUUGAAUAACUUAGUAUAUAAUAGCUAUUUGCUGGGGCUUUAUAUUCAUAAGAUGUAGCUUAGAUUAUUUUUUUAUUCUCCCAUAAACAUGCAUUGGACAUAGGUGGGAAAUGUCCUGAUGGUUAUACUUGCAAAAAGUGGUUAAGAUUGGACUAAUCUGCUUCAAGUAAUCUCUACUGGAUGUGGCCAGAUUUUUGUCACCCCAAAUAGUAGUGGGCUACUAUGGGUAUCUGCUGCCUGCUUGGCAUUGCAGUCUUCUUGAAUUAGAAAGAAAAACCAAGGUGGUAGGAUGUUUGACUGCACUGGCUUCCUCAGUACCGGUAGGUUGCUAAACUCACAAAGGUGCUUAACAACUCUUUCUUCUUCACUGUUUACCUCAUGUCUUUACAGAGCUGGGCUAUAGUCAUGGCCACUUACCCCCAAAGUCUUCUUAACUCACUUGUUUGCUUUGCUGGGGUUUCCCUCAUACAUUUCUGCCUACAGUGUCCUAACAUUGCUUGAAUCCAGCAAGUAGGAGGGGGAACUAGAUGUACAGUUAUCUCUCUCUCUUUUUGCCAACUGUGUUUAACAUCCUGUCUGCUUUGCCCCUAAAUUUCUGAUGUGUAGAAGGAUUGCACAGGUCAGUGGGUUUAAAAGCAUGUUCUGGCCCUCCGGGCAAUUUUAGAAAUUCUGGCAAUCCUGAAAGGUAACAUGUCUGCACUUAUGGAUUAUCUCAUAUAAUGCACUGCCUAGGAGAGGGGCAGGUGCAGGGCAUGUUUCAUGUGGUCAGUUGGGUCAGGGUGAUGUCUAGGCCCAAUGGACCAGGGUGUCACUUCAAAUGGACUUGAGAGAAGCUAUUGAGAAUUCCCCAGAAUCCUCUGCAAUAUGCAGAAAUUCCACAGCAGAUGCUCAGGAGUUCUCCGGGGAAGAUGCAUCAACAUAGACAGUGUUCCCUGAAAGAAAGAAAAAAGGGAAAAUGCUAGCAAAGAUUGAAGUUAUGAAACGUCAAAGAAGACUGAAAUGAUAUACAGUUAUAUCAUUCCCCCCCCCCCCAUUAUUCUAACUUGAUUUUGUGUACUCCUUAGGAUAUACAUCAGUUUUACUUUUUCUUCUUCUUUUUGUGCAAUUGCCCACUACUACCACAUCACUGUUUUCUGAUUGUGCCUUUUGUAAUUUAUGUGGUGCUCACUAAAGACCUCAAAAAGUCAAUCCUAAAAUUUUGAGAGUUAUCAUGACUUCAGGAUUAAAGAUUUUAAAACAAUAAAUGAACAGAGAUGCAUCUUCAUGUUGUUAGUCAUAUAUAUCCCACCUUCCCUAAUAAACUUGGCUGGACUUGACUCUGCCUUUUUAGCACCAGUUGAAAACGCUUCCAUUCUCCUGGAAUUUUAAUGGAUAUUAUUUGUUUGUCCAAUUAACUUUCUUUUUGUUAAGAACCAAAGAAGAUCUCUGCUGGAUCAGACCUAAGGCCUAUUUAGUCCAGCAUCUGAUAAUUUGCUUGUCGUUUUCUGUAGCUCUUCCAGUUUACUCUUCCACUUACUGUCUGAAAAUAUUUUCACUUGAUAUUUGAUAUGUGUUUGGUUUUAAAUUGUUCUAGUUUGUUGUUGUUGUUGUUAGCUGCUUGGGCUUAAAGGAAACAUCACAGUAUUUUAAAUAAAUAUGUAAUAUUUUAAGGGUAGCAUAUUGAGGGAGUAUGGGACCUCAUCAUUAGUGGAAGUACCGACAUUUCCUUGGCUAAUAGCCUGCUCAAAUGAUUCUGCCUCUGAUAUAUGCGAACCGAAUGCCUCUUUCCCACCAUCAUGCCUGUGGGUGUGUUUCAAAUAUACUCCGGUCUGUUUUGCUGUUAGUUGGAGUCUCCGGCCCAUUGCAAGUCCUCAUCCUUGGAGCAGAAGAAUGAGCAAGUGGAUGAUGACUUGGACCUCUUUGGGGGUUAUGAUAGCUGCCGGCGUUACAGCAGCAGUGGAGAGAGUGGCAGUACCUCCUUCCUGGAAGACUCUAGUGAGAAUGAAGCAGCAGAUCGAGAAGCUGGGGAACGGCCUACAUUGCCUCCACAGGCCCAAAAACCUACCAGCCGGUUGCCAGAUGAAAGUGGUUCUGAGCCAGGUACUUGUGUUUUGUGGCAAAGGAAGGCUGUAAAUGAUUGAAUACAAAGCAGUUUUAUUCUUUCUAGAGUGGGGGGGGGGUAGAGAUAGUUGAUGGAAUACACUACAUUUGGAGGAUGAGCCAAAAAGAAAUAUAAUAUCAGCUUUUUAACAGGGAGAGUGUGUGUGAUAUAUUAUCUCAUACAGACAUGGUGAGGGAGUAUUGCAUAUACAGAGUAUGCCUAGCCAUAUGGUAUUGCAUGAAAAAACAGUGGUGUGUAAAGAUGGAAGAAUUCAAAAUUUCGCUAUCAUGCAGUUCUGCCCACUUUUUAAAUCUACAAGGGCCUUGCCCCCAAGAAAUCAAUUUCAAACAAGCCAUUUUUAAAAAAAAGUUUGGUUAAAGAUUUUGACAUACAUUUCCCAUUAAUUCAGUGCAGUUAUGGAAACUUGUAUGUAGAAAUACUGUAUGUUAUAUUUUGACCAUAAAAUUGUGUUUGAAUUUUUACACUUGUUUUUAGUGGUAGCUUUAAAACAAUACAGCCUGAAAAUAUAUGUCUUAUUAAAAAACAUGAAAUUAAACAAUUCAAUUAUUCUAUAUUGUUUCGCAAGCAAAGCUUCUGCCCAGAAAAUUCAAAUUUUGUACUCAAAAUCCAUUUGAGAAAUAAACAUUUUUUUUUAAAAAGUACAAUCUUGAUAAUUUGUUCUUAUCGUAUUCCUGGUGUUAUGCUUCCUUAGUAAGAAGGUUUGUGUUGAGAGGAGACGUGUGCAGGGUCAGACUUGUACAAAAUCAUGAAACAGGACCAGUGCAACUCCCGCAAGGUGGGUUAUAUGUGCACAGCUGAGUGUACCAGACCAUAUCUAGCAAUUCCUCAUGAUGAGCUACAAAGCUUUCUUGAAAAUUGUGGAAUGGUGAUAUCAGAAUGGAGCUAGAUACAGUUGGGAUUACCAACAUGGUGCCCAAGGGUGCAGUGGUGCCUCCUGCUCUCUGCUCCCUUCAUCAUGAGGUGGCUUAGAUGCUUUCCAAUUUCCCCCUUGAAAAGUACACAGAAGCAAAGGAGGAAGUUGAAAGAAUGACAAUCUUUUUCACUUUCUCUUUCUACUCUGUGUGCUUUUCAAGGCUCAGGCUGACAAAUGAGAAGCUGAACAGAAAGUAGAGUGGCCUACAUAAACAUAAAAUCCCUUAUCAUUUCUCUAAAAUAUCUGUUAUUCAAAUGAAGUUGUGAAAGGAUACGAUAAAUAAAACUAAAUAAAUAACUCAGCAGAGGGCGAGUUGAGGGAAGUCCAGAGGAGGGGAGGGAGAAUAAUUGUAAAUAACAUGAUGAAUGAGAUUUGCAUCAUUAAUUGUUAUGAAAUUCAAUAAAUAUUUUAAAGAAUUAGAAAGUAGAGUGACCAAGUGGGUAGGAAGGAAAGGGGAAGUGAGCUAUGGGACUGUGCAUGUAUGAAAACGGAAUGGCCAGGAGAGAAAGUGGGGUGCCCCAGGAGAGAGAGAAGAUGGUGGCAGAGAGAGAGAGAAAGAGGGGGAGAGAGAGAAUGUGUGUGUGUGUUGGUGUAGGUGUGCUUAUACCCAGAGGACCCAAAAGCUAGCCAUCCUUUGUGUCCAAAAUGAGAGGGUGGAGUAGAGGCUCUUUCCAAUCCAUUAGGUCACAGCUUUUGUGGUGGAAUUUAUUUAAGUUACCAAAUCUAGCUUCAAGACAAAAUUCUGCAAUCAGGAGUCUAUCUGCAUUGUAACACAUUUCCUGUGUUGGAGCACUGCCAUACAGAGGUGCUUUUGGGCAGCCUCAUAGGGUGUGCUUGUGUGAUGUUUGGGUCAACCCAUGCAAUUCCUAUUGGAGGUACAGGUUCCCUCUUGAGUGCCAAGCUAAUGGAAGUAGUUUAUCUCUCUGCUUUAUAGUCAGUACUAUGCAAUGCAAUGCAGUACUGUCAGCUUUGUGCUUUUUAUCCAACUUGGUUGAUGCUCCUAGUGGCCAGUGCAAUAACUGGCACUCUCUAACUCCUUCAGGUGUGUGUCUUUGGGAUCCUAAAGCACACUAUGGGCUCUGCUCUCUCCUUCUGAUCCGCUAGUUGAAAUGCCAGGACAAGAGCAGUUUGUGUCAGUAGCAACAAAUGCCCCUUUACUUCCCCCUUUGUUGCUACCUCCCUUCUUACAUGCCAACUGGCUCUAGGAUUCCCCCUAGGUUCACCCCUUGUUUUGGGGGUGGGUGAGACAUAAACAGUUCCUCCUAGCUUGGAGGAGGAGGUGGCUCCCAGUCAACCUUAGUUUAAUCAUCCCCGUUGGCAGCCUUGGACUUUUCUGGUGGAACUGAAUUGCUUCCUGCUGCUGAGGCCUGUUGUAUUUGUGCCCCCUCAGCUGUCUGUGAGAUGUGUGGGAUUGUGGGCACAAAAGAUGCCUUCUUCUCCAAGACCAAACGUUUCUGCAGCGUCUCCUGCUCCAGAAGCUACUCUUCAAAUUCCAAGAAGGCCAGCAUCCUGGCAAGGCUGCAGGUGAGCAAGGCCCACUUAACAAGGCUGCUGUUUGCUAAACGAGGCAUGAAAAUAACAGUAAGCAGUGCUGGAGGCCUGCCAGGGAUAUUCGAAAAGCCAUUCUCCCAUGAAGCAGGGACUUUAGGUGCUAGGAGGCACCUAGCAGACAGCCACACUGGAUAACUAAUUAUUUGGAAGCAGCUUUUGGCAGGGGAGGGGAGAGUUGAGGUUGGAAAAGCCAUGCUUUCCCUAUAGAAUUGCACACCCACAUGCACCAGCAUAUUAAAGAUCACUUAGCACAGAACAGUUGCCCUUUAACUGCUGUUUCAUAUUUGCAAACAGGUUACUGAAGAGGCCCUUUCCAAUGCUUGCUUUUGUGGAGUGUGAUUUAAAAAGCAAACAUUGUCAGUGAUUGUAAUGAAAAAACACAGAGUGGUGGUUAUUCCAGAUUGACUAAUCUCUCAAAAACACACAAUCUUGUAUAAGUAAGCCUUAUUUGGAAUCUCUAAUAUUGUACAAUUAAGAAAUUGUGAAUAUGACACCAGGGGUGGUGGUUUAUUUCAAAAUUUAGAAUAAAAAGUGUGAUCUUUUGCAAGCAUUUCCUGUAUGAGAGGAGGCACCAGAAGGGAGAAAAAGGACAACCCCACUAGUUGACAGGACACAGCAUAGUUCAAAGAUAAGAGAGUGAGUUGGAGAAGAAGAGGGAUUCCUCAAAAGAAAAUGAAGGAAUCGGGUAGGUUUUAGGAAAUAAGUUAGUUCUUUCUGUUCUUGAUAUCAUUUCCUUCUCCAUAACUUGGAGUGAGCCUUUCAGGGACAGAGUUCCAUAUUUUCCAACUGUUAAAUCAUGUCGACCACUCUGAGCAUGUGUAUAAAAGGCAAGGGAAAGAUUAAUAGUUGUUUUUGUCAUCGUCUUGUGAAAGUAGCAGAAAGUUCUGCAUUGCACUCCUUUUCCGUUUGAAUGGCAAAAAGAAUUCUCUGGCACCUUUGGAAAACUGCAAAACAUACGGUUGCAUGAGCUUUCUUAGGCCAGGAGUAAUUUUGUCAGAUACAUCUGAUGAGAGAAGCAAUAGUCUUUAAAAUAUCAUGCCACAUCUCUUCAUAUACAGAUAACAAAGUUACUUCUCAUUUAGGAAAGCUACUUGUAAGCCGUUUCAGUGCCACAAGACUUUCUUGUACUCGUUAAAGCUGCCCUUCUGGUUUGAUCCAUUUAACCUGCAAAUCUAUCACAGGCAGCAAGAUUUGUCUGUCCCUUGUGUCACUGGAAGGCUAUUGGGAAUUAACAUCUCCUUAUCGUUUUGUUUUGUCUUGUCACACUUUCACAGGGCAAACCACCUACGAAAAAAGCCAAAGUCUUGCACAAGGCAGCCUGGUCUGCAAAAAUUGGGGCUUUUCUCCAUACGCAAGGGACAGGGCAGCUGGCAGAUGGAACGCCAACUGGCCAGGAUGGUAAGUGCUGGCAAGUGGGCAGAGGAAGUAAGAGGCUGUUGCUUGCUUCAAACCUCAAGGUGAAUAGGAAGUUCAUCAGAACCAUGCACAAAAGUAUUUCUGGUUGAAUAGAAUAUGCCAGCUGACAGAGAAGAAUGAAUGUAUAACCACUAUAUAGAUGUGGAUGCAAGGUGAAGGAGUGCCUUCAUGGCACAGAGAGAGAGAGAGAGAGAGAGAGAGAGAGAGAGAGAGAGAGAGUUGUGCGUCCCCUUCCUGUUUUUUGGUGGUGCGUUUCAGACUUGUUGGCCUUGUAAACUAGUCUCUGCUUUUGGAUAAGUCUAAACACGUCUGGACUGUUCUGCGCUCUCUAUAAUAGAUCUAGCUAUUUUCUCCUUUCUACUGGAUAAAGAUGUCUGAGCUCUUCGGAAACUCGCAGUGUCUUACACCAAGAGGAUGAUGCUCCAAUAGAAGAUGUCCCCAUAUCUGUCCUUGUCCUGUUGUGGCGAAUCUGUUUGCCAACCUUGAACCUUCUGUGUUGAGAUGGUCUCUUGUGUCCCCUCCCAGCUCUCAUCGUUGGCUUUGACUGGGGAGCGUAUCUGCAGGACCAUGGAUGCAAGGCUGCGCCUGUUGGCAGUUUCAAACAUGUGAGCACUCCCUACUUUCCAUCAAGCCCAUAUGUGUUGUGUUGUAGGCUCCUGAUAAGAUAAGAAGGGUCCCCAGGAAAGUGCUCAAGUAGCUUAAAUUUUGUUUUUAAACAAGAAUAUCAAAUCAAGAUGACUUUGAAUAUCCAUAUCGUAAACUGUGCUAUGAUUUCCAAAUGAUAAAAAGCUUAAUAGUAUCCUGCAAAUGGGACGCGGGUGGCACUGUGGGUUAAACCACAGAGCCUAGGGCUUGCCGAUCAGAAGAUUGGCGGUUCAAAUCCCCGCGAUAGGGUAAGCUCCCGUUGUUUGGUCCCAUCUCCUGCCAACCUAGCAGUUCGAAAGCACGUCAAAGUGCAAGUAGAUAAAUAGGUACCGCUCUGGCGGGAAGGUAAACAGUGUUUCCGUGUGCUGCUCUGGUUCACCAGAAGCGGCUUAGUCAUGCUGACCACAUGACCUGGAAGAUGUAUGUCGGCUCCCUUGGCCAAUAAAGCGAGAUGAGUGCUGCAACCCCAGAGUCGGCCACGACUGGACCUAAUGGUCAGGAGUCCCUUUACCUUUAUCCUGCAAAUGGAUCCCAAUUAGAUUUGGCAAUCAGCUUAGAAAUAUGUGAACAAUUAAAUUUAGUGUUGCCAGAAAGGGUAACAUUUAAACAAAUUGUUAGCUAACAUUAAAACUAGUGCAAACUGCUAUGACCAUAAAAUAAGUAUAAGCUGUUCUACAAUAAUGAGAAACCUACACUGUAUGAUUAACAAUGCUCUAUUCACGGCUGUGAAGAUGAACAGGAGAAUGGCCAACUUCAGACUCUCCAUCUGGUGUUGGAGGUAAUGCCCCCUUUUCUCCCACAAUCACAUUUUUACCUAGAAAGGUGCUAGAGAAACGGAAGCUAACAGACUUAAGGGCACAAAGUUCUUUGUUAAAAGCAAUUCCCUCACCUGCUCAUCACACGUGUGCACAAUAGCACAUCCGUACACACACAAGCAGAUAUAAAUUAUUCUGACAUUUUGCUAUUCUUUCUAUGCCUCCCUGUUUUUCUGCUUCAAUCUGUUCUCCACUCCAUCAUCAGGUGCCUCUUUAUGAUCAAUGGGAAGAUGUGAUAAAAGGGAUGAAGGUAGAAGUGUUAAACAGUGAUGCUGUGCUUCCCAGUCGUGUGUAUUGGAUUGCCUCUGUUGUUAAGAUUGCAGGUGGGUCUCUUGGGGGGGAUAACAGAAAAGAGUAAUUCACUUUCCUUAUUGUUAUUUGAAUGUACAUCUGCUUCCAUCUGGAGACUUGAGGCAGGCAACAUAUUUAAAAGGGAAUAAAAGCAUUAUAAAACGUUAUGUACAGUACUUACUUUUUAACACUGAUAUGCAGCUAUUCAAGCAAGUUUCAGAUCUAUUGUGCAAAACAUAAUUUAAUUUGAAAACUUGCAUUAAAAGCAUUAUUGAUAAAAGCAGCCCAAGAGAAGUAACAGAACAGAGAAUUAGCAACACAGCAAUGGAAGGCUCUCUUUUCCUUUUUAAAAGGGGAGGUUUUAGCUUGUCUAUUAAAAGGACAGCAGAGAGGAGGCUGCAUGCACCUCUUGUGGGAGGGCAUUCCAAAGAAUUGGGGCUGCAACAGAGAAGCCCCUUCUUAUUGUAGAGAAUAUGCUCACCUCCACAGUAGUUGGAAUCUGUACCAAGGCCUUAUUAGUAGAUCUCAGUUUGCUAGGGAAGUUCAUUUGGCAGUGCAGGUGCUAGAGCAGUGGUUUCCCAACCUUUUUGGUAUGGUGACUCACAAGCCCAAAUUUACCUGGCAUGGUAGGGGACCUAUUGAUAUAUUGUCAAAUGAAUUUUGGACCUCAGGUCUUUGGCAGCCAUCAGUUUCAUGCAUUCUAAAUACAUGUUUGCCUAUUUUAUUACCACUGCUUAAGCCAGGUAUAGGCAAACUUGGCCCUCCAGAUGCUUUUUGAGACUACAAUUCCCAUCAUUCCUGACUACUAGUCCUGUUAGCUAGGGAUGAUGGGAGUUGUAGUCCCAAAACAUCUGGAGGGCCAAAUUUGCUUAUGCCUGGCUUAAGACAUCCCAAUAAAAAUAAUAAAGCCUGUGACCCACUUGCAGGUCAUAACCCACAGUUUGGGAAGCAUUCUGCUAGAGCACUGGUGGAAUAGGCUUCCAGACUUGCAAUGCUGUGCUGUGUCCCAACCCAGGGUUCCAGGUGGGCCUUGAGAGCAUUCUUGGUAACAGGGCAUAACUGUAAAAGAUUUGGGGAGCUGAAUUAGGACACUAGGCUAUCUUCCCAGCUGGCAAAGUUAUUCAGGCUGUGGAGCAGCUUCCUAAAACAAGUGGUAGAAGCCCUGUGGUUGGAGGCAUCCAGUGGUCCAUACACUGAGAACAGAGUUUGUCUUGAAGGAACUUAGUUCUAUAGUUAUCAGAAAAGGAGGGUGACAGUGUUAGAGACGUAAUAAAAUGUUCUUUUGUUUUCCCUUGCUGUCUCCAAAUCAAUCCUUGCAGGUUACAAGGCACUGUUACGUUAUGAAGGCUUUGAGAAUGACUCCAGCAGUGACUUUUGGGUCAACUUGGGUACUGUGGACGUUCACCCUAUUGGCUGGUGUGCUGUUAACAGCAAAAUCCUGGUGCCUCCCCAGUGUAAGUGUCUUUGAGUCUUGACCAGCUUUGGGGGUUUAUUUAACUCACAAUUUGCAUCAUUGCCAAGUUGGAUCAUGCCCAUUAAUCCUAAAUGCUGAACGUUGGAAUACAUUGGGAACAUUAGCAAAAAGUUAUCAAAUUGCAUGUAUGCUUGUAAAUUUGACAGUUCUUACAAUAUGACAAUUUUUGUUUAGGGGACUGAGAAAGCAGAGAUGCACGAGAAACGGGUGUAUUGGGGAGUGGGGCUUUCUAGGCCAAAUAGUACAACCCCUUGUUCUAGAUGACUGUCCCACUAGGAUGUGUCAUUUUAGGGGGUAAAACUUAAUUUUUGCAAAAUUCUUCAGAAAGCAGUCUUAAAAAUAUGUUUUUGAGUGUGAGGAAUUCAAAUCUGCUAUUAUUUUUGUGAUUGGACAACAUUUAGCUUGGUAAGUCUACGUUUGAUGAAAAAACGUAUAAACUGCUUUUAAGAAAACCAAAGAAUUUUAAUUUUACCUUCCGAAAAUGUGAGGUAAUGCCUAAUAAUAAUGAUUAUGACAAUAAAAAAUAUUGACGUAUAACCACAAGUACUUGGCAAUCAUUUUAAAUUACCUCUGUGCAAUUUUACACACAUUCUAUGUACCAUGCGAAGCUAAAUUAUAUUAAUUUAACCAAAAUGUCUUUUGAAUUACCAAGUCAUCUUACAACUUUUUAGCAACCCUCAUUUUUGAAAAGUUGGAUGGCCAUUUGUCAUGGGUGCUUUUGUUGAAAUUCCUGCAUUGCAGGGGGUUGGACUAGAUGACCGUGAGGAUCCCUUCCAACUUUACAAUUCUAUGAUUCUAUGGCCUUUAAAGCCCUUUAUGGCUCAGGACCGCAAUGCCUCAAGGACCACCUCUCUCCCAGCCUGGACCCUACAAACUUUUGAGACAUUUUACUGUAAAAGCAACUGGUAAAUGAAAUAAAUAAUAAUAAGUAGUUAUUGCAGGUCAGAUAAUUUAACUGCUUGUAGUGCAGAACUUUCCCAUGUCAAAAUGUAAAGAAAUUUACUGCACUUCAAGGUGAUCUGUAGUCACCUCUAAAGUUUCCAUCAAAAAUUUAGAGCCUGUUCAGGGUGGUAGUAUGUUGAGACUCAGAUGUUGCUGAUGCUUUUGUUGAGAGACUACAGUGUUUUGAAGGAGCAAAGCAAGUUGCUGCAGGUAAUUUUGGGGGUGAGUGUAAACUGAAAGGAGGCUUUACGUUUAACCAGAGAAAAAGAAAAAUGAGGAAAUCCCUGCGUUUCAUUCAGGAAUGAAAGGCGUGCUAAGUUUAUUUUUUAAUUAAAUGAAGAUAAUUAUCCCAGUCUUCAACCACAUAUGUAAUACUGAGGGCAAUUUAUAGCAGUUAAAAAACACACUUUCAUAAUAAAACAACAGUACUGUAUUGGAUACAGAUACAACCAAGAGAGUCAUAAUGGAUAAAAACAAAAUUCUCAGAUCAAAAUAUUAUUUACCUGGGCAAUCUUAUACCUCUUUGUACAGCUAUCCAUUCAAAGUACACCGACUGGAAGGGGUACCUCAUGAAAAAGCUUGUGGGAGCCAGGACUAUCCCUGUGGAUUUUCAUAUAAAGGUGAGGGAAAAAAUCUUUCUCCCCCCACCCCCCUGCACACAGAGGAAAGAAUCAAGGCCUUUCUGCUUAUCCAUUCUUCCAGUAGCCCAAGCUGGUACCCUCACCAUGCGUAGAAAUACACCACCCAUCAUCCUUGACCAUUGCUCAUGCUGGCUGGGGCGGAUGUGAAUUGUAGUCGAAACAUCCAGAGAACACAGAGUCGGAGGCUGCAGUAGCCUAUUCAGAUUUAAUAUGGGCUGCAAGCCGUGCUGGAGCUCACCUCUGUCUGGAAGGCCUGGUGAUAUUAGUGAUAAGGGAAAGACACUUCUUCCACACCAUACAUUUAUAGCACUCUUACAGCAUUUCAACACUCACGGCUUCCCCCAAAGAAUUUUGGGAACUGAGAGGGUGCUGAGAGUUGUUAGGAUACUUACCCCUCACAGAGCUACAACUCCCAGAACCCUUAACAAACUACAGUUCCCUUGAACCCCUGGGAGAAGUUACUGUUAAAGUGAUAUGACAGUGCUUUAAAUGCAUAGUGUGGAUGUGAAUGCAGUGCACUGAAACACACAGUGUGUUUCAGGACUGAGCCGUGUCUGGGAUAAGCAGCAUUGCAUUAAGUUGGUAGAAUUUUCUUCAGAGUGUUUGGGUUCUGCCCAGUGCAUUGUUUGAUAGACAUGAACAGAAUGUGUUAGCUGUAAUCUCCCACAUUCGUGACAUGAUGUCCUUCAGUUUAAAAGACUAAAUAAAGAGCAAUUAAAACCCUGCUGUUUGGUCUGUUGCCUUCACUAGCUCACCUAAAAACUCAGUUUAGCUAUAUUUGCUGCUGGAGGGAGAGGGGCGCCCCCUGCUGGCACACUUUAGAAAGGGAUCUUUGGCCGGAAGGGAUUUUUCUUCAUAAUCUGUGCCUCUGAAUAGUGAGAUGGCGGAUUGAGGAAGAGCUUUUGCAAUUUUAGCUUCCACAUUUAAACAGGCAAACAGGCACGAACCAGUGAUGCAGGGUUGGAAUCACUAAGCAGUGUUGAUUAGUCUCUUCAGAAUGUUCAUUGUGAGAGGGUAAUUAGUGUUAUACUUCAUUAUGCCUUCUUCCCCCUCCCCCCUUUUACAAGGCUGCCUUGGCUAGAGAUGGUAUAUUAGGCUGUCAGGGGCAAGGAGACUUCCUUUUUGGGGGAGACCCAGUGAGUUACUGCUUCUAGGUGAUAUCAAGGUUGCAAUUAUUUGCACCUGUGUUUCUACUGCAAUCUGUUGGAUCUGCUUUUAAUAAAUAUGGGUAGGAUCAGGCAGAAAGUCAUUGCUGAAUAAUAAUGCUUUUCAUAUAUUUAUCCCCUCUAGAGCUUUUUCAAAGUUCAGAGUGCUUCUCAUAUAUUAUCUCAGUAAUCUUUACAACAGAUAAUACCGAAUGUUAGCCAUGUUCAGAGGAGACCCACUGAAAACAAUGGACUUAGGUCCAUUUGUUUCAGUAGGUUCACUCUGGGUAUGAGUUAGUUGGGUAUCCUCCCCCAGUCACAUUGUAUUUUUUAUUAUUAAAUAAUUUUAUUAAUUUUCAAGAAGCCAGUAGCAUUGUAAAGUAGGUCAGUUAUACAGUGGUACCUCUGGAUACAAAUGGGAUCUGUUCCGGAGCCCCGUUUGUAUCCUGAAGUAAACGCAACCCGCGUCUGCACAUGCGUGGGUCACGAUUCGCCGCUUCCGCGCAUGCACAUGACAUCAUUUUGACCGCGCAUGCGCGAAUGGCGAAACCCGGAAGUAACGUGUUCCGUUACUUCCGGGUCGCUGAGGAGCGCAACCCGAAAGCGCUCAACCUGAAGCAACUUCAACCCGAGGUAUGACUGUAUCCACAUAUGGCAGAUUUGUGCAGGGGACACGAGAGUCUGGUUUGCCAGAGUUCAUGCCAGAGUUGCGAUUUAAUAAUAAUAAUAAUAAUAAUAAUUUAUACCCUGCCCAUCUGGUUGGGCUUCCCCAGCUCUGGGCGGCUUCCAACAAAAUAUUAAAAUACAGUAAUGCAUCAAACGUUAAAAGUUUCCCUAAACAGGGCUGCCUUCAGGUGUCUUCCUGGUUCGUAGCUCCAUCUCCUGGUUUACAGCACUUUGUUGGCUAAAUCUGCUUCUGCCACAGAUGUGGGGCAUGACCCAUUAACACAGAAUGUGAAUCCAAGGAAGGUUCUGGAAUUUUGACUGAGACUCCCCCCACAGCAAAACAGUCAGUGUGGUAUUAGGGUACCUUGGGCAAGCCUCUCUCUCUCUCAGCCUAGCCUACCUCACUGGGUUGUUGUGAGGAUAAAGGAGGAAGAACCAUGUAUGCUGCCCUGAGCUUCUUGAAGAAAGGGCAGGAUACAAAUGUAAUAAAUCAGGUUAGAUUGUGGUUUUAUUUAUCUAAAUGCUCUGGGCGACACAAAAGUGGCAAUGGCAGCAUUCACAUAACAUAAUAGUUAAUGGUUUAGUAUGAAUGCAGAGAAGGCGCCUGCUUUACUUCUUCAUGAUCAGGGCCAACAAACCCUGGCCCCUGGCUUAAUACUGCAUCGGAACUGGGGAGUCAAUCAAAUGAGUCCAGAAGCCAAAAUUUAUUCAGAUGUAUUACUAAACCAAGGACCAUGGUUCAUGACUCCCACUCAAGCUAGAGAAGGAGUGAAGUAGGAGCCAUGUCUGCAUUCAUGCUAAACCAUUAACUAUGGGUGUAUGACCUGGGCUACUGAAAGUGUUUGAAAAAAAUCCAGUCUGAAUGGAUGGCCGAAUGCUUUUAUGUUGACAUGGAGGCAUCAGCAAUUGGGGGUUUUUUGGAUUCAUGCGGCAUCCCAUGUUAAAGAAGAACUGCAAGGCUGCACUCUAGAGGAGGAAGCGUAAAAGUGCAGAGAGUUGCGCAAUCCCUGUGGUGGAGAGUCGCAGACAUGGAACCAGCAGAGCAUCUCUCUUCUUGUUUACUCAGAUGACUGAGAACAUGAAGUAUCCCUUCCGCCAAGGCAUGAGACUGGAAGUGGUGGACAAGACCCGUGUUUCUCGGAUACGUGUGGCUGUCGUGGACACCGUGAUUGGUGGCCGCCUGAGGCUUCUCUAUGAAGACGGGGACAGCGUUGAUGAUUUCUGGUGCCACAUGUGGAGCCCCUUAAUCCACCCUGUUGGCUGGUCUAGAAGGGUUGGCCAUAGCAUAAAGAGAACGGGUGAGGAUUUACAUAGGAGAAAAACUACUCUUCUACUUGAAGUAUAUAUUUUAACCUUUCAAAUUGUUGCAGAUAGAAUGUAUUCCUUCCUUUUAAUGAGAUUGGAGCACAUGAUGUGUUAUUUGACGGUUUUUAAGAUGAUGAGAAUGUUUGAAAUGUAUGCUGUGGCAAAUAAACAAUUUUUAAAUGGAAGAAGAAGAAGAAUUUUCCUUGCCAAAAGAUGACCGCUAACUAGCAAAUUCGAGGUGUCUUGUUUCACUCUUUCUUACUUUCAAUAUCCUUUUAUGUCUUUCCUGGAAGAAAAAUCUAAUGACAUGGCACACCACCCUACCUUCCGGAAGAUCUACUGUGAUGCUGUUCCAUAUCUCUUCAAGAAGGUGGGAAAGGUUUAUGGUCUCUUUCUUUUCUUUGGUCUCCAAGUGAGAUGGGAUUUGCACCAUUUGGGGGAUUGGUGGUUUAUGGAGCUCUUGAAAUCCCUCUCCUGCCUUGCAAGGGACUAGCUGUUGUAGCGCCCAAGGAGCUCAGUGUUCUAUGAACCAGUCGGGGGGGGGGGGCUUCUCUGUGGUGGCUCUCCAUAGAAUCACUUUGCCCUGGAACUGAGACAGGCACUAGAACUGUUGGUGUUUCAGCACCUUCUGAAGUGCCUCUUCCCAGGCUUUUGCUGAUGCUUAGUUCUUUAUAGUUUAGUUCUGUAUACCUGCAGGAGCGUCUCCACCCCCAUUGUUUAUCCCAGACAUUGAGGUCCAGCUCUGAGGGCCUUCUGGUGGUUCCCUCACUGCAAGAAGUGAAGUUACAAGGAACCUGGCAGAGGGCCUUCUUGGUAGUGGCACCCAACCUGUGGAAUGCCCUCUUGUCAGGAAAUAAACAACUAUCUGACUCUUAGAAGACAUCUGAAGGCAGCCCUGUAUAGGGAAGUUUAUAAUGUUUGGUGUUUUACUGUGGUUUUAUAAUUUGUUGGAAGUCGCCCAGAGUGGCCGGGGCAACCCAGUCAGAUGGGCAGCAAAUAAAUAAAGUAGUAGUAGUAGUAGUAGUAGUAGUGGAGGUAUUGUUAAUUUGCCCUCAAUUGCUGCUGCAUUUUAUUUUUCAAAGAUUUAACACUGUUUUACUUUGCUUAAUGGAUUGCUGUCUUUUUUCUGUUGUGCUUUGAGAUGCUCUUUAAAAGACAGUGUAUGAAUAAACAAAUUACAGUGUUGAGCUAUUGGGGAUAGGAUACAGGACCUGCGUGAGUUGAAAGCAAAACAAGGAUGGCUUGCAGCAAAAAUACGGGGAAGACUUUCUGUGGUUGGAAAGAGUCAUUCCACUUUUGAAGGACUAGACCUUGGAGGAAGCUUAAGCAAUGGGAGAUGUUGUCUUUCCCUUUAUCGUGCUUAUCCUACUUGGCCUUGCAACCAUGCUGUGACGUAGGUCACUGCUGUUCUCGUGUAUCAGAUAAUUAACUGAGAACAAGAGUGCUGCUUCCCCAAGGCCAGCCAGCAAAGCUGGAAAGCAAUUUGAACUCCUACGCCCCAAUCACCAAGGUCAGUCUUUCUAGUCACCCACACAUGUCCCUGCAUGUGUUUUAUUUCUUUAUCACCAACUUCUUUCUCAUCCGUAAUCUCUUCCAGGUGCGCGCUGUCUACCCAGAAGGUCGCUGGUUUGAGGAAGGCAUGAAACUGGAAGCCAUUGACCCUUUGAAUAUGGGCAACAUUUGUGUGGCUACUGUCCGUAAGGUAUGCCGGUCUGGUCUGAAAAGAGGGAGCGGCUGCUUCAGCCAAGCACAACGCUUUCAAGGAAUUGGGAGUUAGACUUUGAAGGAAGAAAGGAACUGCUUUGGGGUUGUUGUUUUCUUACAAGGAAGCGGUGUAUAAAUUUUUAUGAAAUAAAAAAUUAAGGCUCUAAUUUAUAUACCUUAGAGCCAACUGAUUUGGGCCAGUGGGCAGAUUUCGAAUUUUGAGAAAAUGUUGGAGGCAGCAGUCACAAAAUAGCGGCUAUGUGCUAUGAGUCUGCUUUUUAAAAAUCUAGUAAUGCUUGUACAGUGUUGAUGGGAUGUUCAAAUCACACACAUGUGAGUGCAGAUCUUGGUUUUUGAAAGAAAAGCAAGUUAUAAAUAUUUUAAAAAUAAAUGAGUGAGAAAAUUAAGAGGAAAGUAUGUUAUAUUUAGGCACUUAACACCAUAGAGUGCUCCAGCUCUUCUCUCUGUUGAGUUUAGAAACUGCUAUUAUGAAAUACUUUAGAACAACCUUCAGGUUCGCAUUCUCACCCCUGGCCUGUCUUUCAGGUCCUUUUAGAUGGCUAUCUCAUGAUCGGCAUUGAUGGUGCAGCCUCUGAGGAUGGUUCUGAUUGGUUCUGCUACCAUGCUUCCUUGCACUCCAUUUUCCCUGUCAAUUUCUGUAAGCAGAACAACAUUGAACUGACGCCUCCGAAAGGUGAGGACCCCAAGCUCUCCUUCUCUUUGUUUGCUUCCGUGGCAGAUUGAGCUCCUUCUCUGCAAAAUAGAAUGCUAAGAAAGCCUUGCUUAUGUUAGACUAUAAGUGUGAAACCGACAUACUCUGUUUCUUCUUUGCCAUCGAGAUGGCGAUCUCUGUUGUUCUUCCUGCCCAAGAAAAUGGGGAGUUUGGCUGGAAUUCAGUUUCUGUCUUGCAAUCCUCCUGCGUUUGCUCUGAAUAGAAUGCCUGCCUCUGAAUCUUGCUGUUUCCAUGCUUCUCUUUUGGGGGCAUCGGAGGGCUAUACAAAAGCCUGGUGUUCAUCCUUUCCUGCCUCUGCACUCCUCUGGAAACAAGAACUACUUGGUUUUCUGAAUAGCUAUUGCAUUGUGUUCUGUCUGAUCUCCACUCUGGAAAGCAAACGUUGUUUUUGCUUUGCCCCACUGUAACUGGCAUUGGCUGCUUCUUGGACAAAUAUGUGCGAGGGGAUAGGCAAUAACUUGCAUGCUUCUCCUGCUCCUUCUGGUUGUGGUGUUUAUGAGGGGGUUGUUUCAUUCCGGUAACAUCCCCCCCAAACUUCAUACUUCAGGGCAUGAUGCCAAGACCUUCAAUUGGACAAGCUAUCUAGAAAAGACCAAGUCAAAGGCUGCACCAGCACAUCUGUUCAACGUGGUAAGUACCAUGUGGAAGGGCAAGUUCACAAAGGCACCAGCAUCACCCUAAACUAGUGGCUCUGUUGUUGAGAAGCAAAUGGCCUUAUGAGAAAUGCCAUUAUAUACAGUGCAGAUACAAGCAUACUUAUGAAAUAUUGUGUAAAGUGUUUCCCUGAAGCUACAGAAAAUGGCAAUCAGAUUUAUCAAGGGUUGUGAAUGGCUUCCCUAAGUGGAAAGGUCCAAGUGUCUGGGAUAUUUUAGUCUAGAUAGGGAAGUAAGAUUCAUUUCGUACAUAGAAUUUCAAUAAUCACCCUUGACAGUGUGCUUUGCUGAAAAGAGAUCAAGAAGACUGCACUCUGCAGCUGAGUCAAAUCUCUCAUUUAUAACCUUGGCAUUGGUACUGCUAACAUAAAUGUGUUGGGCUCCCCCCCCCCCCCCCGGUUUAAAUUCCUUCCUUGCCUCAUUACAAAUAUCAUUUCUGGACACUCAUACUGUCCCUCAACUUAAACUGCUAAGCUUCCCCAGUAGAAUUAGCUCUUUAUUUAUUAAAAUAUUUAUUUAAUAAAAAAAAUUUACAGCCCGCUCUGUGUGUGUGUGCGUGUGCGCGCGCGCAUACACUUAAAAAUUUAAAAUCAGAGAGCAGCAUGCAGAAUUUGGAUUUCUGAGGACAAUAACGUUGAGUGCCUUCAAUAAAUAAAUGGAAGGAAGGAAGGGAGCCCUCAUGGAUGUAUAUUAUUAUUUGAGGUUGGGUAUAUCGUGCUGCUCCUUUUCCCAGGAUUGCCCAAACCAUGGCUUCAAGAUGGGUGCCAAGCUAGAAGCAGUAGACUUGAUGGAGCCCAGGCUUAUCUGUGUGGCCACAGUGAAGCGAGUGGUACAUCGGCUCCUCAGGAUACACUUUGAUGGUUGGGACAGCGAAUAUGACCAGUGGGUGGACUGUGAGUCCCCAGAUAUCUAUCCUGUGGGCUGGUGUGAGCUGAUAGGCUACCAACUGCAGCCCCCAGUAGCACCAGGUAAGAGAAUGUAUCUUCUUUUCAUCCAGCAUCACCAGUUUCACUCAAGGUGUGUUGGUGGCAAUCUGACCUAUUCCUUCUCUUACGAGAAAGAGGUACCUUCCACCUGACCCACCCUAUGUCUUUAUUGCAUAGCAAACCUGGACAUGUUAAAGGCUGGGAACCAGAAUGGGCAGGUUCAGUAGCUGAUGAGGAGCUGAAGCUGAAAUCAAAACAACAGGAGCCCCCUAUUUUGAGGGAGGGAGGAUGUUUUCAAGCAGAAAUGGUCGUUAAACUGAUUCUGCUCUCAAUACCAGCUCCAUAUACAUGCAGCUCAUUCAGUGAGGACUAGAGCAGCCUUUUGGCUGUGUUCCUCUACCUUUGAAUUACCUUACUCUGAGCCACUGACGUUCUUUACAAGAUGAAAUCAUUGUGAGGCCCCAGAAUAAAAUUUACAAAGGUAGCAAACUUGGGGGCUUGUGGGAGACUAGACAGAAAAUUGUCCUUCUCUGUCUCCUCUUAUCUUUUUAUACAAAGUGUUCUGAGCCUGUUAAACUAGGAACUAAUCAUGAACCCUCCUGCUUGGAAACCGCAUGCAGCUGUGUCUUUAUACUUAGCUACUGCUUAACAUCUCCUGUGUCCUGUGUAGCUUCUGAUUGUAGAUCUGUUUCCUCGGUGGCAGAGCCUAUGUCACCAGUGCCAGCUAAGGAGGUGCCGAAGAAGAAGCGAAAGCCAUAUGGAAGGAAAAGUGAGUGGCAAUUGGAACAACCUUGUCUCUAUGAUUCAUCUUAAUAACAAAGCAAAUAUUGCAAGGUUUGAUACUAAGGCAUAAGCCGGCUGCAGAUAGUAUGCUGCCCAGAACUACCAGAGCACAUGCAAGGAACAUUAAGGUACAGAAGAUGAGGGUGGAACAUUUGCCUGGACUAUCUUCUGUGAGGAUAGCAUUGCAAAAUGGAGUAGCUUGAAAUGUGGAUGAUGGGACUGUCUGACAGGGCAUGAAAUGGACUGCCUCAUCAUUAGCUUGUGCCUUGGUCCUAUGCAUUCUUGCAAAUUACUGUAAGCUGUCACUAUUGGAAUUGGGAUUCUCGAUUGGAUGGACCACAUAUAUGACUUGGCUCUAUGACAGGGAUGAGGAACCUGUGAUUCUUCCAAUUUUGUUGCACUACAAUUCCCACCAUCCCUUUUAUCAUCCCAUUGUCCCUCUGUCACCCAACCUGAGCCUUAAAGGAGCAUGCCUUUCUUAUGCUGCUGGUGAGGAUGGCUUGCUGUGAGGUAACGCCGAAUAGGGCCCUUCUCUGUAAUACCAAAGAUCAUUCUACAAGGAGCUGCCAGGUGACUGAAUCUGUGACCUUGUUUGCACAGAACAUGAGCUAUGGCUCUUCAAGAAUUGUGGCUACAACAAUUGUGUUUGAAACCCUGAACGUCUCUUACUAAAAGGGUCUCUGUUAACAUGGUGGGAAAUGAGCUCUGGCUGAAUAUCAGAUGACUGUAGUGGGCUAAUUGAACCAUUGGCCUGAUGGCCAACGCCAACUAAAUAUACUAAACAUAUGAGAGCCAGUGUGGUGUAAUGGUUAGAAUGCUGAACUAGGAUCUAGGAGACUGGGGUUCAAAUCCUCACUCAGCCAUAAAGCUCACCCUGUAAUUUAAACUAAACAAAAAUGGCGAUCAGUAGCACUUGUGUCAGGGUUGUAACGGUGUGUUUAGAGAAUGGUUUGAUUGUUCAGCAUCCUGCUAAGUUCACUGAGUGGCCUAACCUAUCUUGCGAGAUUCCUAUGAGUCUUCAUUCUAGCUCUCUUUGAAGUAGUCAACCAGUGUCUUGAGUAAUUUCAGCUGCACUGAGAGCUCACUUGACUGAAUGCUGCUGCCAUACAAAAAAACAACAACCCUUCACAACAAGAUGUUAAUAUAAAAAGCAAAACAGUCACAAAGGUGGGUUUUCUUAUAACUGCCUCUCUUCUGUAUACAAAGGGAAGAAGAUGACUGCUAAAGCCCGUUCCAUCAAGCAAGCAGCAAAGAAGACGGCUGCCCCCGAAGUAAAGAAGAAAGCACAGGCUGCCAAGAAAAGGGCUGCCCCUAAAGCAAAGGAGGGCACACAAACUGCAAGCAAGACCUCCCUGAAACCAGCUUCUGAUGAAAGUAAGUUAAAAGGGGUGUCACUUAUUCCUACUUUUUUGCUGCCCCCCCUUUAGUGGGAUUGGAGAUGGGAAGGUGGUGGUUGUGUAAAUUAGCUAUUUUCCUGCUCACCAUUUCCAGUGCAGAAUCUGCUUGCUGUAUCAAACGUGUUGGGUAACAGACUCUCCAACGGACAGAUCUCACUCCUCUGUGACUGUAAAAGCGGAUCUAUAGAAUCGUUAUAUCAUAUAAUCUUCUGUUGUCCAUUACAUUCGGCUUCACGGUCCAAGUUUCUGGCCCCAUAUUUAUCGAGAAUUGCUGACAGUCCUCAGGAAGCCCAAAUAAUAUACUUAUUAAACGACGAAGAUACAAGUAGAUCCCUUGCAAUCGCUAGAUACCUGAUUAAUGUUUUAUUUCAAAAGAGGAGAAAUGGAUCACUGUAUGUUUCUGACAGCUUAGCUAAACUUAAGAACCAUCAAUAAGUGCCAGAACUAAGACGUAUACCCCCCCAAAAUCUGAUGGAUCGGAAUUGCGGUUUACAUAGAGGGAGCUUAUUGUGUAUAGUGUUUACUUAACUAAAGUAAAAUUGGUUUUACAAGGGUGUUUUAACUUGGAACUGUUUAAAUUGUAUUGUUUAUGGAUAAAUUCUGAUGUAUUGUUUUUGAUAUGGGCCAAUGGCCGCAAUAAAUCUAAAUCUGAAAUCUGAAAAUCUGCUUGCUGUUGUAGGAAAAUCCAGUCACAGGUCUCCCAGUCUUGGUACAUAUGGGUGCAAUUUACCACAAGCUUUUGCUAUUGCUUAUUAAGAAAUAAUGUGUAUGUGCAUGCUCUGAGGAUUGUGUCUUGCGAUGUCAAUGUAGCACCUCUCUCUGUUUCUUGCAGUUGUUGCUGUGGAGGUGAAAGAAGAAAUUCUUGACGAUUCAGCAAUGGAACUUGAAGCCCCACCGCUACCAGUACCAAUCAGCAGCUUAAAGGAUGAAGAUAUGGACAUGGAAUCCCCACUGAGUCCUAUGCCAGGCGGCUGCUUAAAGGAUAAGGAUAUUGAACCAGAAGCUCCAGCAAGCUCUGCGCUGCUCAGCUGCUUAAAGGAUGAAGUCAUGGAACCAGAAGCUCCAGCAAGCCCAGUAUUGAUCAGUUGCUUAAAGGAUGAAGAUGUAGACUAAAGCUUCAUGCAACAAAGUGACUUGAUGUUCUUUUGCCACAGUCCUUGAAGAAAUCAGAAAAAUGCUGGCCUCAUUUGCGGGGGCAUGGACCACAGUUUAUAAAGCUGUAGUUUUUUCAUAGUUGAUGGAUCACCUCAAAAUAAAAAAGGAAAAGCUCUCAAAACAAAUUCCACUUAAUUAUGUAAAAAGGCAAGCCCACUAUGCCUUUCUGACUGGCAUGGCAGGAGCCAAGGAUGAACUUCUCCAUUUCAGAUCUCUGUAGGGAGGUGCUUCCAGUCAUUCUAAACUUGCAUCAAUUGAGCCAGAAUCUAGAUAAGUGCCAAUCCAGUAGAGAACCACAUCCAUUACAUGGUACAGUGGUACCUCAGGUUACAGACACUUCAGGUUACAGACUCCGCUAACCCAGAAAUAGUACCUCGGGUUAAGAACUUUGCUUCAGGAUGAGAACAGAAAUUGAGUGGUGUGGCGGCAGCGGGAGGCCCCAUUAGCUAAAGUGGUGCUUCAGGUUAAGAACAGACCUCCAGAACGAAUUAAGUUCUUAACCUGAGGUACCACUGUAUUGGGAACUGCUCUCCCAAAUUAUCUCUGUCUUCCUCUGUGCUACAUUGUUUCUUCCUGCCAUUUUGGCCGCAGAGUCUAAGAAGGCACAGGACACAUGAAAUCAAAUUACAUGUGAGCCCAAUGCACUCUGGAGCAUCACAUUUUCCUCUGUGAGGAGUAGGAGUAUACACUUGCCCCCCCCCUUUGUACUAUGAACAGAAUGAAUCAAUUCUUUGACAAUAAUGAGAGGAGAAAAAUGUAUUGCAACCCUUUCUGUAAAUAAAACUGCAUGUGUUUAUUUUGCCCUUUCGUUGAAUAAACUCAGUCAGAAAACCCU
Messenger RNA from Podarcis lilfordi (Lilford's wall lizard), 24094 nucleotides. NCBI's taxonomy places the organism in Eukaryota, Metazoa, Chordata, Lepidosauria, Squamata, Lacertidae. The record is from the annotation of a GenBank genome assembly.